This is a messenger RNA of Micromonas commoda, 1374 nucleotides long. RefSeq names its product molybdate synthesis cofactor 5 (gene CNX5). Gene Ontology annotation, molecular function: nucleotidyltransferase activity; URM1 activating enzyme activity; thiosulfate-cyanide sulfurtransferase activity. The coding region runs from base 1 to 1287 and encodes 428 amino acids. The record is from RefSeq and is a predicted model, not a curated record. Gene Ontology annotation, cellular component: cytoplasm. Lineage: Eukaryota; Viridiplantae; Chlorophyta; Mamiellophyceae; Mamiellales; Mamiellaceae. The transcript is spliced from 2 exons.
AUGCGUGAAGCGGGGCAGGAUGGCGCCGCCUCGCAGAAACGAAAGCGAGAGGAUGGGUUGAAGUGGUGCAGUCCCGGCCAGGAUUCGCUUGGACUGAAUGACCAGCUCUCCACGCACGAACUCGAGCGGUACGCGCGCCACAUGUCGCUCCCAGGCUUCGGCAUCGAGGGGCAGGCGAAGCUUAAGAACGCUAGCGUGCUCAUCGUCGGCGUCGGCGGUCUGGGAUCUCCCGCCGCUCUGUACCUCGCCGCUGCGGGCGUCGGUUCCAUCACCCUCUGCGACGGCGACACCGUGGAGGUGACCAAUCUACAACGACAAAUAAUACACGCGGAGAACAGGGUCGGAGUUGCCAAGGCCCAGUCCGGCUUUUGGUCGUGUAAGGCGCUCAACCCUUGCGUUAACGUCAAGGUUGAGCUCAGGGGUUUUACCAAGGACAACGCUUUUGACCUCUUGUCAAAUCAAACAGUCGUCCUCGACUGCACCGAUAACGUACCGACGCGGUACAUGCUCUCGGAUGCGUGCGCGGCAUUGGCCAUACCGUUAGUUUCCGCGGCGGCCGUGGGUCUCGAGGGACAGCUCACCGUCUAUAAUUUACAUCCAGACACGCCGUGCUAUCGAUGCGUGUGGCCCAAGCCUCCCGCGGCUGGUGACUGCACCAACUGCGCUAGAGGCGGGGUGUUGGGGCCCGUGCCCGGUGUCAUGGGUAUCCUUCAGGCGCUAGAGGCGGUCAAGGUCAUCGCCGGUCUCGGAGAAACGUAUGCCGGCAGGAUGUUAAUCUUUGACGCUUGUUCCGCCGCGAGGCCGUUCACGGUGAUGAAACUUCGCGAGAGGGACACAGACAAGUGCACGGCGUGCAAACCUUUUGGGUCCGCCUAUUCGGAUGUGACACAAUUCAAUUACGAGAAGUUCACUGCGGGGACGUGCGCGGUGGCACCAAAGUCAAAACUGCAAGACGAUCAGUUAUAUCGCAUGGACACGCACACAUUCUCCACGUAUCAAAAGAAAACAGUCAUUGACGUCCGGCCGAGGCAUCUAUCGCAGACUGCCAUGCUUGAGGGGGCGCUGCAGAUUCCUCUGUCAGAGAUGGAGGAACGCUUUGCAGAGAUUAAAGGUCACACGAAGAAGAAUGACGAAGAGUGGGUCAUCGUUUGCGUGUGUUCAAGGGGAAACGAUUCACAACUCGCCGCGUCGUGGCUGCGAUCGAAAGGAUUGAAUACUACUGAUCUCAUCGGUGGAAUGGAAAAGUGGAAGAAGGAUUGCGAUCCCACGUUCCCAAGGCUGGUUUGAUGUUAGUCUAUAGAGAGGACGUAACUUCUUAGUUAGUUAGAGGACAUAGGCUGGUUUGAUGAAUAUCGCAAUCUCUACCACAGUCAC